UUCAUUUCCAAGGAGAUGGUAUGCGCGUUCGUCGUAGCUGCAUCUGCACUAUAGCUCGCACCUACCUCGUUUGUCAGAGUCCCACUCUGACCACUAUUACAUUCUUCUUCUUCUUUCGCCAUCUAGCACCUCCAUUAUUUCUCAGUAUGAUCAGUAUGAAUCUCCCUUACCAGCAACAGAUCAUCACUACCACCAUGGUAAUAACAAGCUUCGUCAUCAUCUUCGGUACCACCCCGAGCUCCAUCACAGCUCUGUCCUUCACCCUGGUGUUCCCAACCCUAGGGCAGAUCUCCUUCCAGCGAGCUCAGGAGACGGACCACGGAUCGAUCCAGCUCACCAGGAACCUCCUCGACGCGGACCAGAGCUUCCAUUUCGGCCGGGCCACUUCCGCCUACCACCUAAGGCUAUGGGACGGCGACCGCCGUGCCUCCUUCGACACUUCCUUCUCCUUCACCGUCUUCUCGCCCCGGGACGACAAGGGCGGCAUUGGCGGCGGAAUGGCAUUCUUCCUCGCCCCAUGGGGCUCCAAGCUGCCACCGUCCAAGUCCGGGGCCACCCUGGGGCUCACCGCCGACUCCCCGGACCAGGAGCUCAAUUCCACGGCCGGCCGGUUCGUGGCCGUAGAAUUCGAUGUGUUCCGAGACUACUUCGACCCGCCUGGAGGCUCCCACGUGGGCAUCAAUGUCGACUCGAUGAGAUCCGUGGCCACUGCGCCCUGGGCUGCUGAUACUACAGGGGAGAAACAGAGCCAGGCCUGGAUCAGCUACGAUGCCACCUCCAACAAUUUGAGUGUUAUGGUCACCGGAUUCGGAGAUGGUGGCAGCCUGGCGAAUAAGACCAUCUUCCACGUUAGCCACAUCGUCGAUUUGAAGGAUUACCUCCCUCAAUCGGUCACAUUCGGCUUCUCUGGUUCGACAGGGAACCGCAGUGCUAGCCAGAGCAUUCACUCCUGGCAUUUCUACUCCUCCUUGGAGAUUGUACCCAGCGGAAUCCCUGUCUUUGCCGGUUUGCUCGUGGGGACUGCUCUCAUCUUUGUAAUCUCCUUUAUUUGCGUAGCUUUGAUUGACAGGACGACAAACAGCAUCGCCGACGACGAUGUUAAUGCCGACAAGGUGGACGAGUUGUUGGGCCCAAGGAAGUUCCCGUUCAAGGAGCUGAAGAGGGCAACCAAUGGGUUCUCCGACCGGGACAACAAGCUCGGGGAAGGAGGGUUCGGCCGUGUUUACAAAGGGCGGGUUCGUCUCAGCGACGUUGCGGUGAAGAGGGUGUCGAGGAGGUCGAGCCAGGGGACGAAGGAGUUCGCGGCGGAGGUGAAGAUCAUCAGCAGGCUGCGGCACCGCAACCUGGUCCAGCUCAUGGGAUGGUGUCAGGAGAAGAAGGAGCUCCUGCUAGUGUACGAGUUCAUGCCCAAUGGCACGCUCGACGCGCACCUGUUCCACCGUGACAACAAGAUGCCGUUAUUAACACCUCCAUCGUUGCUGGGUUGGGGAAGCAGGUACAAAAUUGCCAAAGGCAUCGCCUCCGGGCUGCUCUACUUGCACGAGGAAUGGGAGCAAUGCGUGGUGCACAGGGACAUCAAGUCCAGCAACAUCCUCCUCGAUUCCAAUUUCAAUCCGAAACUGGGCGAUUUCGGGCUAGCGAGGCUGGUGGACCACGAGAAGGGGUCGCAGACCACGAUCCUGGCAGGGACGAUGGGCUACAUGGCUCCCGAAUGCGCCACCACAGGGAAGGCGAGCCGGGAGACCGAUGUCUACAGCUUCGGAGUCGUGGCGCUUGAAAUUGCUACUGGUAGAAGGCCUGCGGUGAUCGAAUAUCACCACCCUGACGACGAUGAUGAAGAAGCCUAUGCGGUCCAUUUGGUUCGAUGGGUUUGGGACCUCCAUGGGAAUGGGGAUUUGCUGAAUCGAGGUCCGGAUUCGAGGUUGGGCGGGGAGUUUGAAGAGAGUGAGAUGGAGAGGUUGAUGGUGAUUGGCAUGGCUUGUGCUCACCCAAAUCCUGACUUUAGGCUCUCGGCUAGACAAGCUCUUCAGGUGCUCAACUUUGAUGCUCCUGUGCCUCUGCUGCCAUUGAAUAUGCCUGUCCCGACUUACGUCGUCUCUGCGCCAUCAUCGACUAACCUUUCUUCAUGGAUGCCUUCCGGUGGCCGCGGUUCGAGUGGCCGGACGAAUGAGGGUUUCUCCGGUGCUAGUACUACUACUGCUCCCUUGAGGCUGAACGCAACCAGGAGUGAAGUACUACUGGUUCUUCCUUCAUCAAAGAUUUCAAGUGCUCUCCCCGUUACAGUCUAGCUAUGUAUGGAAUCCUCUUUUUUCUAUGUAACCAUUACUUGGAAAAGUCACUAAUCAACCACAAGGAUUGCAAUGUCCAAAAUAUUGUUCUAGAUGGAAUCACAUGUGGAAAUACUUUCACCAUCAAGAUUUGUGUUUCGUCUUUCAUGGUAUCAAGUUUAUCAUUAUUUGAUAUCAUCAAAUACCGAGCGAAUCUUAUCGGGUGGAUACCAGAGAUAGUAGGAUAGGGGGCCAUUCUUGAAGAACUUAUGUCGUGCCUUGCCAUUUUAAUCGUGGUUUAGUGUUCGAUUUGUAGGUCGGCAUAGCAAUAGGGGUAGCCCAUUUGGUGGCUAGAAAGGCCCUUACGUUGUAUUCGACUAUGAGUCGAUUCUUUGAUUUUCAGACCAGACUGAACUUCAGGAUGUAAUUAUCUCUCUUGAAUCAAUAUAAAAUUGUCUUUUGUCAAAAUAAAAUUAAAAAAUAAAA
Molecule: messenger RNA, 2753 nt
Organism: Linum trigynum
Lineage: Eukaryota; Viridiplantae; Streptophyta; Magnoliopsida; Malpighiales; Linaceae
Source: the annotation of a GenBank genome assembly